This is a messenger RNA of Balearica regulorum gibbericeps (East African grey crowned-crane), 2825 nucleotides long. RefSeq names its product leucine rich repeat transmembrane neuronal 1 (gene LRRTM1). NCBI's taxonomy places the organism in Eukaryota, Metazoa, Chordata, Aves, Gruiformes, Gruidae. Gene Ontology annotation, molecular function: protein binding. The record is from RefSeq and is a predicted model, not a curated record.
UGCAGGCGUACAAUCCUGAGCAGCUUACGACACUCAGUGAACACUAGGUGCCUCUGCAUGCUCUAGCAACACACUGCUCAGCUGAAGGGAAGGGAUUCUCGCUGUCUCUCUCUGCUCUAAGCAUCACCUAACAAGCAAAGCGAACAAAGAAUGGGAAAUAAAGCUACCCUUAGCCGGUCAGUGAAUGAAUGGUAAUCUCUCUCUGGAGUAAAGGUUGUGCCGGUCAAUGGUCGUUGCAAAUGAUGGACAUUAAAAAGAUUGACAAAUCCUGUGGAGUCGUUAGUAAAGAGUUUGGAGUUUUUUUCACGCCACAGUGUUAACUGCAGAGAAAAGGACAGAGGGAGAAGGAGAAGAUCAAGCUCAUGUACAUAGUUCUGAAACUUGCAGGUCCUAGGAGUCAGCUAAAAAGCUAGCUGGACAAGCCUUUCGCUCGUUGAGCAGAAGCGAAGUGAGACAUUGUGAGCUUGCCAGCCUUGCACAAAAUUGAAAGGGACUGAAUUUGUAGCACAGAGGGGUCUUUUUUAGCUCUGCAUAUAAUUAGUCCAAACACAAAGGAAGCAACUGAAUGGAGGUUGUCACUCUCUGGAAAAGGGUGGGUAAGACACUUUUUAAUUAAAUUCUUUCAUGAAGAAAGAUUUUUUUUUUUUCUUUGCUGCAGCAUUUAACAUGAACAAAAUCACUAUCAUUUUACCUUUGAAUGUCUGUGAACUUUAAUGCUGCACAGCUCCUGCAUGCUGUAAAGUGAAAUAUUUGCCUCUGUGUUUGUUCUGUUUGCUGUUUUGCUUUGGUUUUCUGGCUUUGUUUUGUUUUGGGGUUUUGGGGGCUUUUUUUUUUUUUUUUUUUUUUCCCCUUAAAUAAAAUAUGAUGUAGAAUUUGAAAAGAUUCAAUGGACAUUCUCAAGCAUAUUUGGAAAUACUCUUGCUAAUGGAUUUCCUUCUUAUUGGUCUCUGUUUAAACUGGCUGCUGAGGAAGCCCCCGGGGUUGAUAUUGUGUACGCUGGGUAUCUUUUCUAAAAUGCUUCCAGCCGUGAAUAGUGGGUGUCCACAGCUCUGUCGGUGUGAGGGCAGGCUUUUGUACUGUGAAUCACUGAAUCUUACAGAGAUGCCUCGCAACCUGUCGGGCAUGAUGGGCUUGUCUCUGCGGUACAACAGCCUUUCAGAGCUGCAUGAUGGACAGUUCACAGGGUUAAUGCAGCUCACGUGGCUCUAUCUGGAUCACAAUCACAUUUGCUCAGUGGAGGGGAAUGCCUUUCAAAAAUUGCGGCGAGUUAAAGAGCUCACCCUGAGUUCCAACAAAAUAACCCAACUGCCCAACACCACUUUCCGACCCAUGCCAAACUUGCGCAGUGUGGAUUUAUCGUACAACAACCUCCAGUCUUUGGAGCCUGACCUGUUUCACGGGUUGAGAAAACUAACAACUUUGCACAUGCGGUCGAACGCCAUCAAGUUCGUGCCAGUGAGAAUUUUUCAGGACUGUCGCAGCCUGAAGUUUCUAGACAUAGGAUACAAUCAGUUAAAGAGCCUGGCUCGAAACUCUUUUGCAGGCUUGUUCAAACUCACUGAGCUGCACCUCGAGCACAAUGACUUGGUAAAGGUGAAUUUAGCCCAUUUUCCCAGGCUCAUCUCCCUGCACUCUCUCUGCUUGCGAAGGAAUAAAGUUACCAUCGUAGUAAACACUUUGGACUGGAUAUGGCAACUCGAGAAAAUGGAUCUCUCCGGCAACGAAAUCGAAUACAUCGAACCUCACGUUUUCGAAAGCGUACCUCACCUCAAAUCCCUGCAGCUGGACUCCAACCGGCUGACCUACAUCGACUCCCGAGUCCUCGACUCCUGGAAGUCCCUCACUAGCAUCAGCCUUUCUGCAAACGCCUGGGAUUGCAGCCGGAACGUCUGCGCCCUGGCCUCCUGGCUGAGCAACUUCAAGGGUCGCUACGACAGCAAUCUGCUCUGUGCCACCCCCGAGUACGCGCAGGGCGAGGAUGUUUUGGACGCGGUGUACGCUUUUCACUUGUGUGAAGACGCGGCAGACCCCACGAGCGUUAACACCCUCUCCCCGGUAACCAACAACAGCGAGCAACCGUUCGGCUACGGCUCUGCCACCGCCACGUACGACGUGCAGGACAGCGAAGGGGACCGCACGACAUACGCCAUAACCGUGACCAUGCCCGGCGAGAACUCGGAGAACGCCGUUCAGAUUCAUAAGGUGGUGACGGGGACCAUGGCGCUGAUUUUUUCCUUCCUCAUCGUGGUUUUAGUGUUGUACGUCUCCUGGAAGUGCUUUCCAGCCAGCUUGAGGCAACUAAGACAGUGUUUUGUAACACAGCGCAGAAAGCAGAAGCAAAAACAGACCAUGCAUCAAAUGGCUGCCAUGUCAGCCCAGGAGUAUUACGUUGAUUACAAACCCAACCACAUUGAGGGAGCCCUGGUGAUCAUUAAUGAGUACGGAUCUUGUUCCUGUCACCAGCAGCCAGCGAGGGAAUGCGAGGUGUGAUUUUCCUUGGGGAUUUAAACAGUGUGCAACCAAAUAACGGCGUGCAGGCAGACAGUGGCACGGGGGGGGGGGGGGUUGCUGUGCUUUGCUGGUGAUUUCUGACGGGCUCCUCUGCCGAAAUCGUUAAGAGGGGCUGUCUCAAAGACUCGAUAUUUUAGCUUUAUUGUGUCUUAAAAAUCUUCAGGACAGUCAAUCUUAAGAUUUCAUAUGCUAAUACUCCCUUUGAAGAUCUGUCAAUAUUCAGGAAUCUGAGAGUGUAAAAAGGUACCAAUUAUUGAUCUUUUGUAAACUAAGAAAACUGUUUAAAAUAAAAAAAAAAAAUAGCAUUUACAGUU